UGGAACAAAACCGCCGCGUCCAUUUCGAGAGAUAGCAACGAACCAAAGCUAGCGAUCAAAUAGUAUCUCGAGCUUCGCAAACUCGAUAACUGCCCAAAACCUAAACCACGGUCCCAAGAAGCCAGCGCUCAAUCUGGUACUUUCCUUCAGCAUGAGUAUCACGUUCAAAACACCUGAUUACGGUAAAAACCGAGGCUCUAAACCGAAAAGGCGGGAACUUGGCGAAGAGCAGAGACAAGAAAUCAAGGAAGCGUUCAACUUGUUCGAUACAGAUAAGGACCAAGCGAUAGAUUACCACGAAUUGAAGGUUGCAAUGAGAGCACUUGGAUUUGAUGUAAAAAAAGCUGAUGUUCUGAAGAUCAUGAAGGACUACGACAGAGAAUCCACAGGGAAGAUUUCCUUUGAUGAUUUCAAUGAAGUCAUGACAGAUUGGAUGCUGGACCGUGAUCCCCAAGAGGAGGUUUUCAAGGCGUUUAGAUUAUUUGAUGAUGACGACAGUGGUAAAAUCAGCCUAAGAAACUUGCGUCGGGUUGCUCGUGAACUUGGAGAGAAUAUGACAGAUGAGGAGCUCCGAGCAAUGAUUGAUGAGUUUGACAAAGAUGGUGAUGGUGAAAUUAAUGAAGACGAGUUCCUUGCCAUCAUGACAGGAGACACUUAGGUGAUCAUAGUUGAUUGCUUGUACUUAGACCAGAGUUAGAAUUUUCAUAUCUGCUUUGGAGUUUCCUGCUAUUUAUGUUUGAUAUCUAAUAUUCAAAAGAUGUCACAUAUCUGUAUAGUAUCUGGUGAUAACUUCAUGCAGGAAGUUCUAUGUAUAAACUGCUCUUUGUGAAGCCAUACGUUUUUUCUAUAUCACUAAAAUAACUUUUUAUUAGAAACGGGAUUUCCUAAGAGAAAGGUUAUUGGAAUUCACAAAACACUGGUUCUUGACUAAACCGUCAGAUUACGGAAAAUAAUGCUUUUUAUUUACAAUUAUUGUGUAUUGCGACUAGAAUAACCACUUUUUCUUUGAUUACUGUAUAGUCAAGCCCUAAGUCGAUUAUCUUCAACAGAUGGUCUCUUUUGUACAUAAUCUUAAUUGCGCCAUCUUUGUUUAUCCAUAAUUGUAUAGCAGGAUAUAACAUGUGAAACAGGAAAAUAGUUUAGAUAUAAAGAUACAUAAAUGGACAUUUAUUGACUCAAUCAUCCUAAUAGUUAUUAUAACAUCUUUUUAAUCUUUUAUCGAUCUUUUAUCGAGUUCUUGCUGAAUGUUUCUAACAGUUUACUUAGCCGUGUAUUGUCUCUGAUAUUUAGCCUGGAAGAACAAGAGAAAAGCAAGUUUGCUAAAAGGAUACUGAUGUUCUUUAUACUGUAUAUUAUAAAUAUGUUGCAUAAAAUCUAACGCUUUAUGUUGAAUGUUCAUCCUCGUACUAAACAGAUGUUUAUAUCGAUUGGACGAAAUGAGAACGUCUCUGAGAAAAAUUUUUCCACUAAGUAGAUAAAAGAAAUUCACUGUAGACUUUACUGCAUUCCUGAUAACUGAUAUCAAAUCAUAAAGCUUUGAUAAUAUAUAUUUUUUGUGUGAAAAUCACUCAAAUAAAACCGAUUUUUUUGUAUUAUUUCAUAAAUGAUACUAUACUGUAGUAUUUCUAGAGUUUAUUAGAAUAGGAGAAAUGAUUCAUUAAAGCAGUACCCUUCUACUUGA
This is a messenger RNA of Nematostella vectensis (starlet sea anemone), 1681 nucleotides long. Its product is annotated as centrin-3. The record is from RefSeq and is a predicted model, not a curated record. The coding region runs from base 152 to 658 and encodes 168 amino acids. NCBI's taxonomy places the organism in Eukaryota, Metazoa, Cnidaria, Anthozoa, Actiniaria, Edwardsiidae. Gene Ontology annotation, molecular function: microtubule binding; calcium ion binding. The transcript has 4 exons. Gene Ontology annotation, cellular component: microtubule organizing center. Gene Ontology annotation, biological process: spindle pole body duplication.